CAGUAUAAAAAAUAAAGUUCAUUAUUGACAUUGAAAUUAGGAUUUAAACUUAAAAUCUUCUGAGAAAUAAUGUGAAGGAGAAACACUUUCUUGAUGAUUAAAUACAGUAUUUUCUAAGUUUAAGUUUGUAUAAGAUAAUUGUAUACUGAAGAAUUUCUAAAGAUGACGAUCAUACGUGCAAUAUCACCGUUCUUUUAUCUGAGCCUCUUUUUGGAUUUUGCGACAUUAGUCACAGAUUUUCGUUUCAUAGUUGAAGGAGCGACACAUAAUAAAGACCUACUCGUUGUAGGGGGUCAGAAUGAUGGAUUUAACACUGGAUUGAUGGCUUAUGUAAGCAUCAUGGCGAUUAUCAGGUUUCUUGGAAAAAUGACUGCGGUGGUGCUAUCUAUUGCCGUUCAGAAACAUCAGCAUUUAUCAAUGGGAAUCUGGUUCGGAGUGAUCGUCAUUCACGACAUUGGAAUUGGGGUGUUUUAUUUAGAGUACAUUAAUUGUGUCGGAAAGGAGGAUUAUUAUGUAGCGCAUUUGUUUAUUUUGAUACCAAGAUGUCUGGAAUUUGCGUCGAAUACGAUUAAGUUAAUUCUUACACCCUUGGUACAUGAUAUCCGAGAUAUUGAGUCACGUAGACAAGCGACCAUAUAUGGUUGUCUGUAUGGGUUGUGCAUUAUGGGAUAUAUUGGAACGAUUGUCAUUCUCGCAUUGAUUUCACCGCCAAAUUAUCAAACAGUGGGUGCCUCAAAUUUUAAUGAAACUGAGUUAUAUAUUAUCAACAAAAAGGCAAUGGGUAGAAGCUACUACGAGGAAAUUUACACUGAUGUUCAAAAUUCAUCCUCUGGGACUUCCUUUUAUGGGCAUCACAUCUCGUACGUUAUCCCACAAUCGGAAGUAAUAAAAAUCGGCAAAUUGGCAAAUAUCAUCCAUAGUGAAAACGUAGGCUCAAUUAGCAUAGAUGAACAGCAAUAUAUAACCCAUUGUUAUAGUGGUUUUAUCUUGCAUAAUAUCUCAAAUAGUCUACUAAAUGAAACCUCAUGUGAGAGAUCUAAACGGCAUAUCCAAUAUCAGUUUCGCUAUUAUGAACCCGCACACUCAAUGACGCCACAUGGAAAAUUGGAGUAUAAUAUACGUAUGUCAGAUAAUAUCGAGGUAUUGGAUCCAAUUUGGGAAAGAUUAAAUCUUGAGGAUAUUAAUUUUGGAGUGUAUAUGUUCCUGACAGGAAAGAGCUCUUCAAAUGAAGAGAUAGACAAGAGCUCUUCAGAUGGAGAUGUUUUCCAUAAUCCAUGGUCUGGGAAAUGCCCCAAGUCUCCAAUAUUUACUGAUUUUAAUACUUGUUCAACAGGGAGUUUUCACAAGGCUGUGGUUGUUAUUUACUUUUCCAUUUAUUUAAUUGACUAUUGUUUGAUUUAGUGAUGGUGUCCUUGCCAAUCAUCAUAAAAGAAUGAAAUUGAUUCUAAGAGGGGGGGUGUAGAUGCCGAUUUUGCAAGUGAAAAUAUGAAAUGUUGUUCAAGUGAACAGCAAAUCAGUGUUUUAGAAUGUGACUGAUAUGUCAUUUAUAUGACAUGGUUAUUGAAUCAAUAAAAUAUAUAUAA
Owenia fusiformis is the source of this 1583-nucleotide messenger RNA. The record is from the annotation of a GenBank genome assembly. Lineage: Eukaryota; Metazoa; Annelida; Polychaeta; Sabellida; Oweniidae.